Corythoichthys intestinalis (scribbled pipefish) is the source of this 2573-nucleotide messenger RNA. It is a transcript of the gene hcfc2, whose product is annotated as host cell factor C2. Bases 46 to 2193 code for a protein of 715 amino acids. The record is from RefSeq and is a predicted model, not a curated record. The transcript is spliced from 16 exons. Gene Ontology annotation, molecular function: transcription coactivator activity; protein binding. Lineage: Eukaryota; Metazoa; Chordata; Actinopteri; Syngnathiformes; Syngnathidae. Gene Ontology annotation, cellular component: histone methyltransferase complex. Gene Ontology annotation, biological process: chromatin remodeling; regulation of DNA-templated transcription.
UUCGUUUUGAAUUGCCAACAGCGCCAAAGUUCUGCCCCUCUUAAAAUGACCACCGAAGAACCACAAUGGCGAAAAGUCCAUUCGGUUACAGGUGUGAUACCUCGAUCUAGACACGGACACCGAGCGGUAGCCAUCCGGGAGCUGAUUGUGGUGUUUGGAGGUGGAAACGAAGGGAUUGCAGAGGACCUCCAUGUUUACAACACUGUCUCAAGACAGUGGUUUUUGCCUGCUGUGAGAGGCGACAUCCCUCCUGGCUGCGCCGCCCACGGCUUAGUUUGUGAUGGUACUCGGAUACUAGUCUUUGGUGGCAUGGUGGAGUAUGGCAAAUACUCUAAUAACCUCUAUGAACUUCAGGCUAGUCGCUGGCUUUGGAAGAAGCUGAAGCCCAGGGCGCCGAGGAACGGCUUACCUCCGUGCCCCCGCAUCGGGCACAGUUUUACCCUUGUGGGUAACAGGUGCUACGUGUUUGGAGGGCUGGCCAAUAUCAGCGAGGACCCCAAUGGCAAUGUCCCACGAUACUUGGACGACAUCUACGAGUUGGAGCUGCAGUCCGUAUCGGGGGCGAGGAGCUGGACCAUCCCGGAGACGAGAGGCGGCGGUCCAGCGGCGCGGGAGUCGCACACCGCUGUCGCCUACACUGGUCUCGGCUCGCCAAAACUCUUCAUCUUUGGAGGAAUGCAAGGCUGCCGAUUAAAUGACCUGUGGCAACUUGAUCUCAACACGAUGGCUUGGUCGUCACCUGAAACCAGGGGUUCCACACCACUACCCAGAAGCCUUCACUCUGCCAGUGUGAUUGGAAACAAGAUGUUUGUUUUCGGUGGCUGGAUUCCCAUUCCGGAGUCAGAGAAGCACAAUGCUGCAGGGAUUAAAUGGAUUUGUACCAACUCCUUAAGUGUGCUAAAUUUGGACACUCUGAGCUGGCAGGACCUAGGCCCGGAGUAUGAAGACGUCAGUGCUCAACUGCAGAGCCGCAACAUCCAAAGUGACGAUCAUAACAGCGGCCGGCCCAAAGCGAGAGCUGGCCACUGCGCCACCGCCGUCGGAUCUAGGCUUUACAUUUGGAGCGGGCGAGACGGUUACCAUACUAACUUCUACCAAGUAUGCUGCAAAGACCUCUGGUUCCUGGAGACAGACCGACCGUCGGCAACGGAGGCAGUGGUGCUCAUCAAAUCCACUGUCAGCAUGCUCCACGUGGCGUGGCGCCCUCUGUAUGGAGCCGACUACUACGUCGUCCAGAUUCAACCGGUGGAGAGCCAACCUCAGGCCAAAGACGUUGCUCCUACGUCUACAGAAGCAGAAGGAAAAAACAAAGACUGCCAGUCUUUCGACCGUGGAAGUGAAUGCAACAUUGAGGGAACAGAGAAAACGUCAACACAGCAUGACAGUCAAAUGAAAACAUCCAACGGCCCUAAAGAAGGAAAAUCGGAUUCAUCAGGAUCAGCUCAGCAUCAACGCGCUGACAAGACAAAGACAGCUGAGAGCCCAGAGGGAACUGUGUGGUUUGAUGUUGGUGCAUUCAGAACCCUUUUUUCUGAGGUCCACUACUACUAUUUGCCCGCUGACGACAACCAAACGAUGGCAACCCUCAGCAGCCGGGCUUCUGUUACCAAAGAGUCUUUGCAGUCGUAUCGGAAGCUUCCCGGUCUUCACGACUACCAAGACAGAGAGAAGAGGCAGCUGGAUCCUGGGCGCAGUUACCGCUUCAGGGUGGCGGGUGUCAACUGCUUCGGUCAAGGAGACUUUAGCCAGGUCAGCGAGUUCAAGACGUGCCAACCGGGAUUUCCCGGAGCACCUUCGGCGGUCAAGAUAAACAAGGCUAACGAUUUAGUCCACAUUACAUGGGAAGCGCCUCCAUCGCCAUCGGGCCGGAUUCUGGAAUAUUCCAUGUACAUGGCGGUGAAGAAAAGCCGCUCGUCCAGCUCGGAAGGUCCAGGCCAGUUAGCGUUUAUCCGAAUCUACCGCGGCGUCAAGACCUUCUGCACGGUUAGCUCCGCCCACAUGGUCAACGCGCAUUUGGACUGCUCCGCCUCCAACCGACCGGCGCUGGUCUUCCGCAUAGCUGCGAAAAACGAGCAGGGCUAUGGCCCGGCGACGCAGAUCCGCUGGAUUCAAGAUGCUUUUAAACUUCGAGCUGGGUCCAAGGCGGACAGGGAUGUCGAGGAUGACAUUGACGCUGCUGACAGCUCCAGUUGAAACCGACCAACUAAUAAGACUGCACUCUGGCAAUCAAUCAAUACACACCAGUGCAUUUUGUGUACAAUAUUUAAUGUUUAACUUUUGAUAAUUUAUGUAUUUAAAGAUAUUGUUCCUAUAUUUUUUUAAAGAAGAAUUAACUGUGUUUAGUGAAUUGUGUAAUAUAAUUAUAGAUGACAUUCUCUCGGCAUACCUGUGAUGUGUUUUGGUUGUUUUUCUGGAAUCGAGAACUACUGGGGCUUUUUUACGGCGAUGAUUGUGUUUCAAUUUGUAUUGUUUUAAUAAUGUUAAUGUGCUUACUAUGGUUUUUUUGUGAUUUUUGGACUGUAAAUUGCUGUCAUGACAUCAGUCUGUGUUUUCCAAUAAAUCUCCUCGCGAUA